Camellia sinensis is the source of this 1939-nucleotide messenger RNA. The record is from RefSeq and is a predicted model, not a curated record. NCBI's taxonomy places the organism in Eukaryota, Viridiplantae, Streptophyta, Magnoliopsida, Ericales, Theaceae.
GACACAAAGGGAAGCUCACUCUCUUUUAUAGAGAGGAGAGUACAUAGGAUGCCAAAGAGGCUCUGAAUGAGAAAGCAAAAACAAUAAUAAAUAAUAAUGGUAUGCUUUACUUUACAUAAAUGUAUGACAGCUAUUUGCACUAACAAAUGUCUACAGCUAUUUACACUCACUACUGAUGCUGCUAUGGCUGACAAACACAUCGGCGCAUCAUUAUACCCAGGAUGGUUGUUGAGAAUGGUGCGGAAAUGUUAGAAUUCCAUUUCCUUUUGGAAUCGGUGUGAAUUGUUACUUAAACGAAUGGUACUCCAUAGAGUGCAGGAGCUCAAGCUGCAGCUCCUACUACUACAUAGAAGGCACACCUUACUUAACAAACAUCAGUCUUGAGGUGCUGGAUAUUUCAUUAGAUUUCAACUAUGUUCGAGUCAACCAUCCAGUCAUAUCUCCCAAUUGUCCCGUAAUUAACAAUGGUAGGAGCAGCGUGAACUUGAUAAAUACCCCUUUUCAAUUCUCAGCAUACAACAAUUUAUUUGUCGCCGUGGGUGUAGGCUGUGACAACCAGACCAUGAUGUUGACCGAUCUGCUGGACAACAAGAAGAAGAUGCUGAUUACCCAGUGCAGACUUACUUGCAAUUCUUCUACUAAUAAUAUUAGCUCCUGCACUUCCCCAAUCUCUGUGCAGUGUCUGCAGGGCUACAAGGUAAAUUUGGCGAGUAUAGGAAACAACAACAAUCAGAGUGGAGGUGGAGGUGGAGGUGUUGUGAAAACAUCAUGUACAUAUGGGUUCUAAUACAAUAACAUUACAUAUUCAAGGUUUAAUUUAAAUGAGUUAUCCGUUGGUGUCCAAAACAAGACUACUACUCAUGUCCCUGUCCUUCUCGAUUGGAUUUUCCCAGCAUGGAACCUAACUGUACCUACACCUACCAGUGAUAUAUAUAGGCCCUGUUUUUCUUCAUCGAAUGCUGUUUCUUCAUCUAACGGGAGCAGCGAAAUUGCUGAAAGCUGGACAUGCUAUUGCAAGUUUUCCUCCCGGGGAAAUCCUUACCUUCCGGAUGGAUGUAAAGAAUUUAUUGCAAUUGUAUGCCGUCGGGUGCUCAGAAGUUCCUUGGCUUGCUUUGUGCAACAAAUCAAAAAUUAUUAUCAUUGGUGUUUGUGCUGGAUUAGGAGGAUUAUUGUUUUUACUUGUUGCUAUUUGGUGGUUAACCAAAGUAAUAAAGAAAAGAAAUGACAUGAAACGCAAGGACAAUUUCUUUAAGCGGAAUGGUGGUUUCUUGCUACAACAAGAAGUGUCUUCAAGUAAUGGCAGUGUUGAAAAAACCAAACUGUUUAAUCCGGAGGAGUUGGAGAAAGCCACUGAUCAUUACAAUGAGGAUCGUAUCCUCGGCCAAGGAGGCUAAGGUACUGCUUACAAAAGCAUGUUGUUAGAUGGAAAAAUUGUUGCUGUUAAAAGGUCCAAGGUUGUCGACAAAGGAAAAGUUGAGCAAUUCAUCAAUGAGGUCGUCAUUCUUUCACAAAUUAACCAUAGAAACAUAGUCAAGCUCUUGGGUUGUUGUUUAGAGACAGACGUUCCUUUACUAGUAUAUGAGUUCAUCCCAAAUGGAACACUCUUUUAGCAUAUUCAUGAUGACCCAAAUAGGAGUUCCCAUUAUCAUAGGAGAUGCACUUUUGGAUUGCCAUAGAAGUUGCCGGAGCUCUUUCCUACUUACACUAUGCAGCAUCCAUAUCCAUCUAUCAUCGAGACAUUAAAUCCACCAACAUUCUCUUGGACGAAAAAUACAAGGCAAAAGAUUCUGACUUUGGAACUUCAAGAUCGGUCGCUGUUGAUCAAACUCACAUGGGCACUCUAGUACAGGGGACAUUUGGGUACUUGGAUCCAGAGUACUUUCAAUCAAGCUAAUUUACUGAUAAAAGUGAUAUUUACAGUUUUGGAGUUGUUAUUGUU